AUGGUCCAGCAAACCGUCGACCCGAACGACCAGUCGCAGCACUACCGCGCCACCGUCGCAGGCGGCGCCAAGGGCGGCCUCGCCGGCCUCGCCGUCGGCGGUGCAGGAGCUGUGGCGCUCCAGCGUGCGGGCGUCAAGGGCUUCACCCAGCUCACGCUCCCGCUCAAGGCUUUUGCUGUCACAGCACUCGGCACGGCCGGCUUCAUCAUCUCGGCCGACAAGGCGGCGCGCGAGUUCGAGCUGUCCAAGUACGCGACGGGCUCGGGCACGGAGCUCGAGCGCAUCUCGCACGAGCAGCAGCGCCUCGAGCAGGAGGCCGGGAUCGCGCCCGGGUCGAAGAACAAGGGCGCGGCGGGACCGGUGAGCACCAAGGAGGCCGUCAUCGAGUGGGCCAAGGAGAACCGGUGGACGGCGAUGGGCGUGACGUGGGCCGGCUCGAUGGCUGCUUCGGGCGCAUAUAUCGCCGCGACGCCGCUCUCGUUCGCGCAAAAGCUCGUCCAGGCGCGCAUGGUCUCUCAGGGCGUCACCGUCGCCGCCCUCAUCGCCUCAGCCGGCCUGAGCCAGAUCCCGAACGCGCAAUCGGGCAAGUCGGACGACCAGAUCAAGCGCGAGGAGCGCGAGGACGGCAUGUACGCCUGGAAGAAGGGCUCGCCGCACACGCGCAGCGACGCCAAGACGACCAACUGA
Molecule: messenger RNA, 687 nt
Organism: Rhodotorula graminis WP1
Lineage: Eukaryota; Fungi; Basidiomycota; Microbotryomycetes; Sporidiobolales; Sporidiobolaceae
Exons: 5
Coding region: 1-687 (228 amino acids)
Biological process (GO): mitochondrial respiratory chain complex IV assembly
Cellular component (GO): mitochondrial inner membrane
Source: RefSeq, a predicted model, not a curated record